AUGGCUGAGGGCGUUGCUGAUGUUACCUUCGAGGUGUCCCUCUUGAGCGGCACCACAGCGUCCAUCUCCUGCCCUGCGGAUGCCAGCCUGGGAUCUCUAGUGCGUGACAUUGGCUUGAAGUUGGGCCUGAUGAAGGAGAAAGCUAUGCCCUCCCUGUUCUUCCUCCCAUCAUCGGCAGAGACCGGGGCAGAGCCGCUGCAGGAGCUCCAGAACAGGGUUGUCGGUGUCGGGGAGACUGUCACGGCAGGCGAGCUUGCCAACCAGAGCAUAGUGGCAGGAGUGCAUUCUGAGCCGGAGUGGUGCACGCAGAAAUGCUUCAGAAAGUAUUGGAUCCAUGGUCGCCACUGCGGGAUGGAGGAAGACUCGGAAGACUUCGUCUUGAAGCUGUACGCAGGAGGGAAGUUCACUUACUCAGCCAAAUACCACAGUCACGAUGCCGAGUGUGGGUACAACUACGACAGGAACAUGGAUGCAUCGGGGACAUGGCAGCUGAUUCGGCGAGACGUGGGCAAGGAGGAUCUCGAAGAGGCGGUUUACCUCGAGGGCACUACCACGAACCGCACUGUGACGCAGCAUUCACGAACGCACUACAACGACUACAAUGACUGGCGGUCAGAGUCAGGUUCAGACUGUUCUGAUUCGGAGGACGACGAAGAGGAGGAGGAGCACCACACGCCGAAGAAGCAGACCCAGGCUGUCGAACUUCCGAAGGGCAAGGACGAGACCGUGACUGAAGGGUUCACAUUGAGCUUUGCCAAGGAAGUGCUGCUGACAUCUGACCCAGGAAUGCACAAAAGAGGAGGCUGGACCGUGACGGACUUGCCUCCGUAA
This is a messenger RNA of Symbiodinium sp. CCMP2592, 831 nucleotides long. Lineage: Eukaryota; Dinophyceae; Suessiales; Symbiodiniaceae. The record is from the annotation of a GenBank genome assembly.